UCUUAUGUUUAUGAAGUUUUCGAAGUUAUGAAGUUGCGUGCGAGUCCCGGCCGCGGAAGGAGGAGAGAGACGCGCUGUUGGUGACUGCUCGCACCGGCAGGUGGUGCUUUAGCCCCGCAUCGCUCCAACGUGUUGCCUCUCGCUGACGUGCGAUCACACCAACUGGAGGCCCACUAUGGUAAUGACCCGAUUUUUUUUUUUCCUCCUUAAACGAUCGAUGUAGAUCGAGAGACGAGCAACAAAAAAAAGAUGAAUGAACCGGGUCAGAUCAAUUGUCAUGCGGACGGGUCGGCUCAGUACAGGAACAUGGAGAAGGGCAGAUAACCGGCCAGCGCGCUUUGAAGGGAAUAAUCGCUGCUAAAGACCAAGUGAGUAAACAUAAGGGAGAAACCGGAGCUCCUCAAUUUCAUCACUUUUGGUCAUUUCCAGGAACCUUCAGUUACAUUAUUGCACUUUUUUUAUUCUCCCUUACAGAUGCCUGUGGGUAAGGACUUAUUUUACAGAGGCAUCGACUGGUUUACUUGUCACAUAUUGUUCACCCGCCUGAACCAUGAAGGUGCGAUGUUUCUUUCUUCUCUUCUACUUCGCCGUCGGCAAAGGCCGGUCGCAAAAAGCCCUCGAAACUAUCAAGAUUGCCAUCGUGCUGCCUCACAACAACACCAACUACCCGUGGGCUUGGCCGCGAGUGGAACCUGCCAUCCAACUGGCCAUCGAGAGGAUUAACCAGGACAAGGAUCUGCUCAACGGCUACGCGCUCACCUACAUGUUCAAGAGCAGCGAGAAGGACGGCCGCUGCUCCGACACCCUCGCCCCGUUCAACGCGGUGGACUUCAAGAUGAAGCACGACCCUGAUGUGUUCGUGGGUCCGGGCUGUACCUACGCCGCUGCCCCUGUGGCCAGGUUCUGCAGCCACUGGAAUCUGCCCAUGGUCACCGGCGGAGCGUGGGCAUUCGGCUUCGACAACAAGACGGGGGACUUCAAUACCACCAUCCGCACCGGCCCCAGCUACACCAAACUUGGCGAAUUCGCCAAACACAUCCACGAGACUUUCAACUGGACCUCCAGGGCAGCCCUGAUUUACUUUGACUUAAAGAUGGACGACCGUCCCUUCUACUUCACCGGGGAAGGGAUUUACACCACUCUGGAGACAGAGUUCCCAAACAUGACGAUGAAAUCCGAAUACCUCGUGAAUCAAGAGCUGCGCCAGGCAGAGAUCAUCGACAUUAUACAAUUCAUUAAGGACAAUGCCAGGAUCAUCUACAUAUGUUUCCCGUUGGAAGAGUUUCGGGAGAUGAUGUUGUACGCGCAGAAGGAAGGUCUGACAGAUGGAGACUAUGUGUUUUUCUACGUGGAUCUCUUGGGCGAGAGUCUGAGAAGGAAGUCAACCGGACAGUCCACCUACAAACCCUGGGAAAAUAACCACAGCAGUGAACCACUCCUCAAAGAGGCUUUCAAAUCAGUGAUGAUCAUCACCUACCGGCAUCCCGAAGGCCCGGAGUAUUCUGAUUUCCAGGAACAUUUACGGGAAAGAGUAAAAAAUGGGCCAAAUAUCGAUAUGGACAAUUCUCUGGUCAAUUUUAUUGCUGGUUGUUUUUAUGAUGGAAUUUUGCUCUAUGCUAAGGCUCUGAAUGAGACACUAGCAGGAGGGGGAUCCAAAAAAGAUGGACUGUUAAUCACCAGGAAGAUGCUGGGUCAGCAGUUCCAAGGUGUCAAUGGAUUGGUGAGCAUUGAUAAAAAUGGUGAUAGAGACAUUGACUUUAGUCUCUGGAAUAUGGUCAACACAAAAACUGGAGAAUAUAAAGUUGUUGCUCACUAUCUGGGAAUAAAAAAACAGAUUUACCGUAUUCCCAAUGUAGAGAUUCAAUGGCCAUUAGGUUACAUUCCACCAGAUAACCCUCCAUGUGAGUUUGAAACUGAAGAAACAACCUGCCAAAGAGCUACUUUAUCUCUGCUUGGAAUUGUUGCGCUGGGAACUGGCCUCACUCUGGUGAUUUUUAUGAUAUCGAGUUUCCUUGCUUACCGGAAACUGAAGUUGGAGAAGGAAUUGGCUAGUAUGAUGUGGCGGAUCCGCUGGGAAGAAUUGCAGUUGGGAAACACUGAUAAAUACCGGAAGAGUGCUGGCAGCCGGCUUACAUUAUCCCUGCGAGGCUCUAGUUAUUGCUCAUUACUGACAACUCAAGGGAAAUACCAGCUUUUUGCAAAGACUGGCUACUUUAAGGGUAAUUUAGUUGCAAUAAAACAUGUAAAUAAGAAAAGGAUUGAGCUAACCAGGCAAGUGCUAUUUGAACUGAAACAUAUGCGGGAUGUGCAGUUUAAUCAUCUGACAAGGUUCAUUGGAGCUUGUAUUGAUACUCCAAAUAUUUGUAUUGUAACAGAAUAUUGCCCACGAGGAAGUCUUCAGGAUAUACUUGAAAAUGAAAAUAUUAAUCUGGAUUGGGUAUUCCGUUAUUCUCUCAUUAACGACAUUGUGAAGGGGAUGGCGUUUCUGCAUAACAGCAUAAUUGGGUCACAUGGAAAUCUUAAAUCAUCCAAUUGUGUCGUUGAUAGUCGUUUUGUGCUAAAAAUCACAGAUUAUGGUUUGGCCAGUUUUCAUUCAUCAUGUGAUAAUGAAGAUUCGUAUGCAUCCUUUGCAAAGAAACUUUGGACAGCACCAGAAUUAGUCAGGUGGAGAAGGGCACCAUCUCAAGGUACCCAGAAAGGAGAUGUGUACAGCUUUGGUAUUAUACUUCAAGAAAUUGCCUUGAGAAAUGGUCCAUUUUAUAUAGAAGGAAUGGAUCUCAGUCCAAAAGAAAUUGUGCAGAAGGUCACAAAUGGUCAGAAGCCAUAUUUUAGGCCAACAACUGACAUUAGUUAUCACAGUGAAGAACUGGGCAGCUUUAUGGAGAGGUGCUGGGCUGAAGAUAUUGUUGAAAGGCCUGACUUUAACCAAAUUAAGAUUCUGAUUAGAAGAUUUAAUAAUGAGGGCAGAAGCAGUAUUUUGGACAAUUUGCUGUCAAGAAUGGAACAGUAUGCCAAUAACCUGGAGAAGCUUGUAGAAGAAAGAACACAAGCCUACCUUGAGGAAAAGAGAAAAGCAGAAAAUCUGCUCUAUCAAAUUUUACCUCAUUCAGUGGCAGAACAACUGAAAUGGGGAGAAACAGUCCAGGCAGAGGCAUUUGACAGCGUCACAAUUUAUUUCAGUGAUAUUGUUGGAUUCACUUCAAUGUCUGCAGAAAGCACGCCGUUGCAGGUUGUGACCUUACUGAAUGACCUCUAUACUUGUUUUGAUGCUAUUAUUGACAACUUUGAUGUAUAUAAGGUUGAAACAAUUGGAGAUGCCUAUAUGGUUGUAUCUGGGCUCCCAGUACGGAAUGGAAAACUCCAUGCACGAGAGAUUGCCAGAAUGUCCUUAGCAUUGCUGGAUGCAGUGAGAUCUUUUAAAAUACGACAUAAGCCCAAAGACCAGCUAAAGCUACGAAUAGGAAUGCACACAGGUCCAGUGUGUGCAGGGGUUGUCGGGUUAAAAAUGCCUCGUUAUUGUCUAUUUGGAGACACUGUUAAUACAGCAUCUCGUAUGGAAUCUACUGGAGAGGCAUUAAAAAUCCACGUAUCCUCAAUGACCAAAAGCGUUUUGGAUGAGUUUGGAAGUUUUAAACUUGAGCUACGCGGGGACGUUGAAAUGAAGGGUAAAGGCAAAUUGAGGACCUACUGGCUGCUUGGUGAACAGAAGGAUAUUUCCGAUAUCUAAUAUGAUGUUCGAUGUGAAAUCGCUUGUACACUAUUAUACUGCAGAACAGUGAUUGUUCAAGCUGUAGUUUAUUUGUUACAUAAACAAAUUUUGGCUAUGUUAAUUUCUGGAAGAUCUUAGAAGAUAUCAGUAGCCUAGAAUUAUCCUGGGUAUGAUUCAUACCUGAACAAAGCUGCAAAAUAAGUAAUUUUUAUUAAGAACAUUUUUCUUCUUAGCUUUUCAAUAAACCCUUAUUUUUUUGUGCUUUCUAUAUUAAGAUUUAUAUAAUGUGUUUGAGAAUUUUUUUAAAUAUAAGGGGUAAAAAUCUGACCUUGUUCACUCGUGUUAAAUGAGUCCAAAAGUUUUCACUGUUAAUUGUACCCCUUUCAUGACAUAUUAGUCCCAUUGACUGUGAUGGAACCAAAUACUAGGAUGUGAUGAUACCUGGUGUUUGGUUUUCUCACACCCAUUUAACACUUUCAACCAAAGGUAAAUUCCUACCAUAAUAUUUUCCCAAUAUAAGCUGUACAUACUGUGUAUCUAAGAUAUUGCUAAAUAUUUUGUUCAAAUAAACCAGAUAAAAUUGGA
This is a messenger RNA of Amblyraja radiata (thorny skate), 4294 nucleotides long. RefSeq names its product natriuretic peptide receptor 2 (gene npr2). Bases 551 to 3727 code for a protein of 1058 amino acids. The transcript has 22 exons. Gene Ontology annotation, cellular component: plasma membrane. Lineage: Eukaryota; Metazoa; Chordata; Chondrichthyes; Rajiformes; Rajidae. The record is from RefSeq and is a predicted model, not a curated record. Gene Ontology annotation, biological process: cGMP biosynthetic process; intracellular signal transduction; protein phosphorylation. Gene Ontology annotation, molecular function: adenylate cyclase activity; peptide hormone binding; ATP binding.